Molecule: messenger RNA, 2661 nt
Organism: Corythoichthys intestinalis (scribbled pipefish)
Lineage: Eukaryota; Metazoa; Chordata; Actinopteri; Syngnathiformes; Syngnathidae
Product: E3 ubiquitin-protein ligase TRIM39-like
Exons: 3
Coding region: 280-2661 (793 amino acids)
Biological process (GO): protein ubiquitination
Cellular component (GO): cytoplasm
Molecular function (GO): ubiquitin protein ligase activity; zinc ion binding
Source: RefSeq, a predicted model, not a curated record
AACAAAUAUUGUCCUAAAUCUAAGUGUCCUUAUGGCGUGAACCGUUUUCAUGUGUAACACUAACAUGAGUUAAAUCGUUAGUAAAGAAGGGAAUAAGUACCAAUCCCUUUUUAAUAUUACUUCCUUUUAAGGUUUAAGGAAACUUUCUACAACUUGAAUAUCCUGUUCUGCUUAUUGGCAAGACAGGUGUGGCAGAUGCCAACGUCUCAAAAGUAAAACACAAGAACGAAAGCAAACUAGAAGGCAUCUGUAGUUGCUUCAAGUCAGCUCUUAAAGACCAUGGCUGGAAAUCUAGAGAACCAUCUUGAAUGUCCGAGCUGUUUGGAGAUCUUCAAAGAUCCCGUCAUGCUGCCGUGCGGUCACAGCUUCUGCCGUGCGUGUCUGCUGCAGUGGAAGGACAAAAGAGAGCGAUCGUGUCCACUCUGUAGGACAGAGUUUCAGUCAAUGGAUCACCCUUUGAACUUGGUACUGAAAAGUAUUUGUGAGAACUUCAUAAGUCAAGUCGGGUCUCAAGACAUGUGCAGCUUGCACGAGAAGAAACUUAAACUUUUCUGCUUGGAGGACCAGGAGGGUGUGUGCUUCGUCUGCAAGAAUUUAACAACACACGCAGGGCACAACAUUCGCCCCCUCAAAGAAGUUGUGCAAGAUCAUAAAGAGGAGCUUCAGUGUGAACUGCAGUAUGCCAAGAACAGACUAAAAGAUUAUAUCAGGCUUAAAGAGAACUACAAAGAACAGGCAAAGUGCAUUGAGGUCCAAAGUGAGGAGGUCAAACGCAAGAUUCAGGAGGAUUUUGAGGAGCUACAGCACUUCCUAGACGUCGAGAAGAAGGACAGGUUGGCUGCGGUCAUGGAGGAAGAGAAAAUAAAGAGUAAAACCAUGGAGGAGAAGAUUGCGGCUCUCAGCAGAGACGUGACCGCUUUCUCAGACUUGAUCAACAGCGUUGAGGAGCAUCUGGCAUCUAAGGACAUUUCCUUCAUGAAGAACUUCCCAACCGCAAUGAGCAGAAUCCAAAAACUGCUCGAAAAACCAGAGGUGCACGAUGAACCAGAGGUGCACGGAGUUCUGCUGCUCGAAGCACAACACGUGGGCAACCUCAAGUCCAGCGUCUGUGAGCGAAUGAAGGAGAUUCUCUAUCUGACCAGUCUGACUUUUAAUGAAGAAAAUCAGCCACCAGAGACUCCAGAGAGGUUCAAUGCCUGUACUGUGCUGGGUUGCGCUUUGGACUCGGGAACACACGUAUGGGACGUAGAGGUGGGAGACAACAAUAACUGGAAAACCAUGGCUGCAACACUGGAGGAGCAUCUUGAAUGUCCAACCUGCUUUGAGAUCUUUAAAGAUCCUGUGGUGCUGUCGUGCAGUCACAGCUUCUGUCGUGCGUGUCUGCAGCAGUGGAAGGACAAAGGAGAGCAAUCGUGUCCUCUCUGUAGGACAGAGAUGAGUUCGCUGGAAGCCCCUCCGAACCUGGCACUGAGGAAUGUGUGCGAGAACUUUUCGAGAGCCUCGGUCAAGUCGGAAAACAUCUGCUGCUUGCACCAUGAGGAACUCAAACUCUUCUGUUUGGACCACCAGGAGCUUGUGUGCCAUAUCUGCAGAGAUGCAGAAAUCCACACAGGCCACAAGUUCCGUCCCCUUGAAGAAGUUGUAAGUGGUCCGAAAGAGAAACUCCUUAAAGGCCUGCUGGAUACCAAAAAAAGACUAAAAGAUUGUAUCAUGGUUAGAGACAACUGCAAUGAACAAGCAAAGUACAUCAAGGUCCAGGGGGAGAAUGUCCUAACGAAGAUUAAGAAGGAAUUUAAGGAACUUCGUGACUUCCUUGACGUUGAGGAGGAGGCUAGGUUGGCUGCUGUCAGGGAGGAAGAGAAGAAGAAGAGUCAAUCCAUGAAGGAGAAGAUUGGUGCUCUCAGCAGAGACAUGGCCAUUCUCUCAGACUUCAUCAGAAGUGCCGAAGAGCAGCUGGCCUCUAAUGACAUCUCCUUCAUGAAGAACUUCCAGACAGUGAUGAGCAGAAUCCUAAAACUGCCCGAUGAACCGGAGCUGUCCGAAGGUGCUCUGCUGGACGAAGCCAAACAUGUGGGCAACCUCAAGUUCAGCGUGUGGGAGCGGAUAAAGAAGAAGCUCUCCUACAGUCCCGUUAUUCUGGACCCCAACACGGCCCGUUCCAAUCUCAGUCUGUCUGAAGAUCUGCCCGUUCUGACUUUUAAAGAAGUACAGCAGCGUCCAGAGAAUCCAGAAAGGUUCAAGAGGAAUAUUGUACGGGGCUGUGCUUUGGAAUCGGGAAGACACGUGUGGGAUGUUGAGGUGGGGGACGGCAGUGACUGGCAAGUUGGUGUGCUGUGGGGAGACCCUCGUUUUCCAGAUAAAAUGAUUGGUUGGUUCAUUGGGUUUGUUCUCGGUAAAUACAAAAGGCCUGGCGUCCCAUUUGGAGACUGGUAUCCGCCUGUAAAACUGCAGAGGAUCCAAGUUGAUGUGGACAUGAAUGAAAGGUCACUUUCAUUCUCUGAAUCUCUUACAAACACUAAAUUGUGGAUCAGAAAGACUUCUAGCAAUUGGCCAAACCUUUCCGGUCACACAAAAAUGUUUCCUUACCUUUUCACAAGGGGUAAAAGUCCUCUGAAAAUAAUCCCAGUUCCGCCUCCUGCUUCAACUUCCAUGAGUCCGUGA